AUGGAGCCGGACAAUGCCCCGUACUCCAAACUCAAAACCACUGGAGUCGGGGGGAAAGUUCUGAUUCUUUGGACUAUACUCUGCUGCACCUGCUCUCUUAGACUGGCACAAGCACAAGAUGUGGACGUUCUGCAGCAGCUCGGGCUUUCUGGGCGGAGGGCAGGCGGGUUGUCGUCUUCAGGUGCUCGAUCCACCCCUAAUGGCAUCAUCCCCUUCAAGUCUGGAGUUAUUCUCACUCCGAGGGCACGUGUACAGGUGCCUGUGCACACUGUUAUCCCUGCUACUUACAACUCUGCCAAUCUCUCCCUGAUUCUUAGCCUAUCUGUUCAUCGUAUCAACAGCGCUUUUCUUUUCUCAGUUCUGUCUAAGAAAAGGAAAUUGCAGCUUGGAGUGCAGUUUACACCGGGGAAGAUACUGGUACACGUGGGGCAGAGGAGCUCUGUUAGUUUUGACUAUGAUGUCCAUGAUGGCCAGUGGCAUAGUUUGGCCUUGGAUAUCCGAGGCCAUCAGGUGUUUUUACAUACGUCUUGUGGAAAGAAAAGUGUUCAUGCAGAUUUGCAUUCAAAAAAAGUGGAGGCUCUGGAUCCAGAGGGCUCUUUCCUGCUGGGUAAAAUGAACCACAACUCGGUGCCAUUUGAAGGCGCCAUCUGUCAGUUUGACUUUUAUCCCUCUGCAGAGGCAGCUCAUAAUUAUUGUGAUUACAUUAAGAAACAUUGCAGAGAAGCCGACACAUAUCGGCCCCUGUUUGCACCCCUGCUACCUCUAUUUUCCACAGAUCCAAAUAUUACUGUCACUCAUAUAACUCCACUGUCAUUGACGGAACUAUCCAAAAAGGCUCAGAGACCCUCUUUGGCCGUGAUUGAGGAAAACACCAGGACUAAGAUUCUUGAUCGCUCAAUGCUGAACAAAAUGUUUUUGUAUCAGACUGUGAGCACACCAAAACCCGGUGCUGUGUCUGUUUCUCCACCAGUCUAUCCAGGGUUGGAAAGUCCGGUAAAGUUUCCGACUCAGACUGUCACUACGUCUCUUAGGAUCAGUGUGACACGACCAACCCAGAAACCAACUUUAAAUGGCAGUGCUGGUAAGGAUGCAAACCUAGGAGAUGAUGACCCCCGGAAACCUUCUGGGAAAAGUAUGGAUUUACCUGCUUCCACUAGACCAUCAGAGAUGAAGCCAAACCUCCGGACCACAGCUGCUUCCACACAGGGGUCUCCUUCAAAAGCCUACCGUCUCCAUAAGAAGCAGUUGACCACAGUAGCUCCAAAGAAACCUGAGCCAAAAUUUACCAGCAUGCAGGAUGUUAAACCCACCUCGUUUAUUCCAGUCACUCCAGCUGCGACAGAUGGCUUCCAAACAUUUGACCUGGAACCAACCCAGUUUUCACUGCUGGCUGGACCACCUGGACUAAAGGGACAACCAGGACCGCCGGGCCUUCAAGGACUUCCAGGGUUGCCAGGAAAGCCAGGGAAGAGGGGCCCGCGGGGUCCUCCUGGCCCACAUGGAAACCCUGGUCGCCCUGGAUAUCCUGGACUGAAGGGGCAAAAAGGAGAUCCUGGACUGUCCCCUGGUCAAGCCCCAAAAGGACAAAAAGGAGAGUCUGGUGUCAUGGGCCCCCCUGGAAUGCCUGGCCAAGAUGGACGAAAGGGACAAAAAGGUCAUCCUGGUCCCUCUGGUCUCCCAGGUGAACCUGGUGAACGGGGAGAUGAUGGAAGCCCUGGGGCCAAAGGCUAUCCUGGCAGGCAGGGUUUACCUGGGCCGAUAGGGAAAAUGGGACCAAAAGGAGUCAGGGGUCACAUUGGCAUCCCUGGGCUUUUUGGCUUUCCUGGUCCUGAUGGCGAGAGAGGAAUUCCUGGCGUUCAUGGGAAGAAGGGCAAGAUGGGUAGGCCGGGGUUUCCUGGUGACUUUGGAGAGAGGGGACCUCCUGGCCCUGAUGGGAACCCAGGAGAACUGGGAGCUCCUGGCCCAUGUGGAGUCCCUGGUCUUGUUGGAGACAUGGGCCCUGUUGGUAUCAUGGGCUUACCAGGACCUCCGGGACUCAAGGGAGUACCAGGAAACCCAGGUGAACCAGGACUGAAAGGUGAUAAGGGGGACGUUGGUUUGCCAGGAGAGCCAGGGGAGUGUGGUUUCCAAGGUGACAAGGGUAUCCGUGGCUCACCUGGGUUACCAGGUCCUUGUGGAAAACCUGGACCACAGGGUAAACCUGGUGAGCAUGGCCCUGAUGGUUUACCUGGUCCUCCUGGCCCAGAGGGCUUUCCAGGUGACAUUGGCCCACCAGGUCAAAAUGGCCCAGAGGGACCUAAGGGGAAGCAAGGGACAAGAGGCUUACCCGGUCCACGAGGAACACCUGGACUUCAGGGUGAUGAGGGACCGAUUGGGCUAGCUGGAUCUGCUGGACUCGAGGGCAGGCCUGGGAGGCAGGGAUUCCCUGGACUGACAGGCCCAGACGGACUCAAGGGCGAGACCGGGAUAACUGGAGAGGUCGGAAAGCUUGGCGAGAGGGGGCUGCCUGGCUUCAUCGGGCCUGUUGGAGAGAUGGGCAUUGCUGGAGAAAAGGGGGAUCGGGGAAAAACAGGCGAUCCUGGGCCACCAGGGGAACCGGGGCCGAUGGGUCACACUGGAAUACCUGGAGAGAGGGGUUCAACUGGGCCGCAAGGGAUCCCAGGUCCUCCUGGUUCGUGCGGAUCCAACGGCAUCAGAGGUCCCAAAGGCAGGAGGGGACCGAGGGGUCCUGAUGGCCCACUGGGGGAGAAAGGAUCUACUGGAGUAACGGGUCCUGAUGGUCCACCAGGAAAAUUAGGCCUCCCUGGGGAUAUGGGGAGGCUUGGCGAGCCAGGUGAAGCCGGGCCUAAGGGAUUUCCAGGUGUUCAAGGACCCUCAGGACCUCCAGGAGCCAAAGGAAUUGCAGGAGAGCAAGGACCAACAGGGCCAACAGGAACAAUUGGGCCACUUGGGGAGAUGGGGCUGAGGGGGCUGCCAGGGAAGGAUGGAGAGAGAGGACUGCAUGGUGAACCUGGAGAGAAGGGCAGCGUUGGUCCACCUGGCAACUUCGGAGAACAGGGUUUGAUUGGCCAGAGAGGUGAGAUAGGCAUUGAUGGGGAGGCUGGACCAAGCGGACCUGAUGGAGCCAAGGGUGAAAAGGGGGAUGCUGGUCCAGAGGGCGCUAAAGGAGAGAGGGGUGAAAUUGGCCUGAAAGGAAAGGAAGGACCUCUCGGGCCUCCUGGACUGUCAGGUGUAAGGGGUCAGGAGGGUAAACCUGGCAAAAUUGGUGAUAGAGGAAAACAAGGAGAAAAGGGGAGCAAGGGUCACCAAGGUCACCUGGGUGAGACUGGACCAAUCGGUGAGCCGGGGGAGCCAGGGUUUGUUGGACAGAAGGGUGCAAGAGGAACCAUUGGUCCAGUGGGUGCUCCUGGAAGAAUGGGCCAACAAGGAGAUCUAGGUAUACAAGGUUACGAGGGUUACAUGGGACAGCAGGGCCCACUGGGACCUCCCGGGCCAAAAGGUGAAAAGGGGGAACCGGGAGAGGACAGCAAGAUAGAAGGUCCCUCAGGUCCCCAAGGUGAUAGAGGUUCUCCUGGAGACAGAGGAGAUAGAGGAGAGCCGGGUGACGUCGGACACAUUGGUCAAAUAGGUGUCGAUGGAAGGAGAGGUGAAGCUGGUGCCCCUGGGUUUCCUGGACAUCCUGGGCCAAAGGGACAACCAGGGCUAAAAGGAUCCAAAGGUGCUCAAGGUCAGAAAGGAAAAUCAGGAGCGAGAGGCACAUCUGGAACCAAAGGACCACCAGGUCCAGAGGGCCGGACUGGCCCAAGGGGCGUUGUGGGCAGGGAGGGCCUUGAGGGGCCGCCUGGAAUAGAUGGACUGCCUGGUAAAGAUGGAGGCAAAGGAGUCCAGGGGGAGCAAGGAGAAGAUGGAGAAAUGGGCUUACAUGGCAGACCUGGGCAGCAGGGUAAAACUGGCGUGACAGGGCUUCCUGGCAGUCAAGGCUACUUUGGACCAAAGGGUGAAAGGGGUCUCCCAGGCCAAACUGGUCCUACAGGAAAGAGAGGCUACAUUGGUGGGAUGGGAUUGCCAGGAAGACAAGGAGACAUGGGCUCCAAAGGACAACCAGGGGAUUUUGGUGAACAAGGAUUUCCAGGGGUGCUGGGUCUCUUUGGACCAAAGGGACCUCCAGGAGACAUUGGCCCAGCAGGGAUACAGGGACCAAGAGGACCACGUGGUUUGAUGGGGAUGGAGGGAGCUUUGGGUCCCUUUGGCAUCAUUGGCCCCAGCGGUCAUCCUGGACCCCAGGGUGACAAAGGAAGUCGGGGGGAGACGGGGUUGCAAGGACCGAGGGGAUCUCCUGGUCCAAGUGGACCACCUGGACCACCAGGUCUUCCCAGUUCUGCCUUUUCACUUAAAAAUGAGGCUCUUGGUGCUGCCUUUCAAGUCAUCAUGGAUUCCCAUGCUGCAUUGAAGCCAGAGAAUUAUCAGAGCAUGGACCUGCCCAUGUUAGACCAAAGCACAGAAAUCUUCAAGACCUUGCAGCAUCUCAGCACGCUCAUCCAGAGUCUAAAGAACCCGCUGGGAGCCCGCGACAAUCCUGCGCGAAUCUGCCGAGACCUCUACAACUGUGAACAGAGGAUGUACGAUGGCACUUACUGGAUCGACCCAAACCUUGGCUGUGCUGCUGACACCGUUGAGGUGACGUGCAACUUCACUGGUGGAGGACAGACUUGCCUGAAACCAGUCACAGUUUCCAAGUUGGAGAUCGGAGUGGGUCGUAUCCAGAUGAACUUCAUCCACCUUUUGAGCACAGAGGCAGUGCAGCACAUCACUGUUCACUGCCUCAACACACCUGUGUGGGCAGCAGGACCCUCCUUAUCACCCUCUACCCAGGCUGUGAGCUUCAAGGCCUGGACCGGGGAGAAGAUUCAGGCAGGAGACCUCUUGGAACCGCUCAUACCCAAGGAUGAAUGCUGGAUAAAAGAUGGCCGCUGGCAUCAGACCCACUUCAUCUUUCAGAGCCAAGACCCAAACUUACUCCCCAUAGUGGAUGUAUACAACCUACCAGCCACAGAAUCUGGUUCACGUUUUCACCUUGAGGUUGGACCAGUUUGCUUCUUAUAGGACCCCCAGUGUGUGUGUGUGUGCGCGCGUAUGUUUAUGUGUGUAUGUAUGUGUGCGAGUCUGAUGGUGGGGGCCU
Messenger RNA from Scomber scombrus (Atlantic mackerel), 5179 nucleotides. RefSeq names its product collagen, type XXVII, alpha 1b (gene col27a1b). Gene Ontology annotation, molecular function: extracellular matrix structural constituent. The coding region runs from base 1 to 5103 and encodes 1700 amino acids. Lineage: Eukaryota; Metazoa; Chordata; Actinopteri; Scombriformes; Scombridae. The transcript is spliced from 61 exons. The record is from RefSeq and is a predicted model, not a curated record.